This is a messenger RNA of Pristis pectinata (smalltooth sawfish), 4002 nucleotides long. RefSeq names its product solute carrier family 44 member 2 (gene slc44a2). Gene Ontology annotation, biological process: choline transport; transmembrane transport. Gene Ontology annotation, cellular component: membrane. The record is from RefSeq and is a predicted model, not a curated record. Gene Ontology annotation, molecular function: choline transmembrane transporter activity. The transcript has 22 exons. Lineage: Eukaryota; Metazoa; Chordata; Chondrichthyes; Rhinopristiformes; Pristidae. The coding region runs from base 141 to 2246 and encodes 701 amino acids.
CCCUCUGCGCCGAUUGGUCGCCCCUCCACCGGUCCGUUUGGCAGCCAGAGCCUGGCCCCGGCGGGACUAGGGCGAACGAGAGAGGCGGCACGUGGCACGGCCCUGAGGCGAACUCGGACGGCGGAGGGAAAGGAGGCGCCAUGGGCACCGGCGAGGAGCCGUUGCACGGUGAACCAAAGAAAUUUGAUCCAUCAUUCAAAGGGCCAAUUAAAAACAGGAGCUGCACUGAUGUUAUCUGCUGCUUGGUAUUCAUUGCAGCCAUCAUUGGGUACUUUAUUGUGGGCAUAGUAGCCUGGACAUAUGGAGACCCUCGGAAAGUGAUCUAUCCAACUGACAGCCGCGGGGAGUUCUGUGGUCAAAUUGGAAGCUUAAAUGAACAUAAACCAUUUUUGUUUUACUUCAACAUUCUCAAGUGUGCCAGCCCUCUGUCACUGCUGAAAUUACAGUGCCCAACAACACAGAUCUGUGUUAAAAAAUGCCCAGAAAGUUUUGAAAGCUACCUCACUGCUCACCGUUCCCGAGAGAAGUGGAAUAAGUACAUCCAGUACUGUAAACCAGGCUUUAAUGAUUCCAGCAAAUCACCUGCAGAAGUAUUACGGGAUCAGGACUGUCCUACCUUUCUAACUCCCAGCAAGCCUUUUGUCCGGAGAUGCUUCCCUGCCCUUGAAACCAAUAAGGGUGUGAUUAUGAUCAACAACCAGACCAAUUUUAAUCUCGCCGAUGGAGGAAUUGUGAAUGCUACACAGCUGCUGGAAGGAGCUAAGGGGGCAAAUCGUGUUCUUGAAGCUAGAGAGGUGGCAAUGAAGAUAUUUGAAGAUUACACCAAGUCUUGGUACUGGAUUUUGAUUGGUCUGGUCAUCGCACUGGUAAUUAGUCUAAUCUUCGUUGUGUUGCUGCGCUACCUUGCCACAGUGAUGGUGUGGCUAUCUAUUCUGCUGGUCAUUGCGGCCCUUGGCUAUGGAAUUUAUCACUGUUACACGGAAUAUGCAAGUUUGAAAGGCGUUCAAGGUUCUGAUGUCACCAUCAAAGACCUGGGUUUGCAGACCGACCUACGUGUGUACCUACACCUGCGGCAGACCUGGCUUGCAUUCAUGAUCAUUCUGAUCAUAGUUGAAAUUAUCAUCAUUCUCAUAUUAAUAUUCUUACGGAAAAGAAUUGCCAUUGCAAUCGCCCUGAUCAAGGAAGCAAGCAGAGCCAUUGGAUACAUGAUGUCCUCUCUUCUCUUUCCACUCGUCACCUUCGUCCUGCUGUUACUGUGCAUAACUUACUGGGCCAUAACGGCUGUCUACUUAUCAACUUCCAAUGAAGCAGUUUAUAAAGUAUUUGACAAUGAGACAACUUGCAACUACACCGCAAAGAACUGUGACCCCAGUACUUUCAGUGAAUCUGUUAUUAAAAAGCAGUGCCCAGAAGCGCAGUGUUCAUUUGCAUUCUAUGGAGGCGAGACCUAUUAUCAUCGAUACCUCACCCUGUUCCAGUUCUACAAUCUUUUCCUCUUUUUCUGGCUCGUUAAUUUUGUCAUUGCCUUGGGAGAAGUUACAUUAGCGGGUGCAUUUGCCUCCUACUAUUGGGCCUUUAAUAAACCAGCUGACAUGCCAACGUUUCCUGUGAUGGCUUCAAUGGGACGAGCUCUCAGAUACCAUGUUGGCUCCUUGGCGUUUGGUUCUCUCCUCUUAGCCAUUGUCCAGAUUAUCAGAGUUUUAUUGGAAUAUAUCGAUCAGAAAGUAAAAGGUGCCCAGAAUAAGUUUGCAAAAUUUCUGUUAUCCUGCUUGAAAUGUUGUUUCUGGUGUCUGGAGAAAUUCUUGAAGUUUUUGAACAGGAAUGCUUAUAUAAUGAUUGCAAUUUAUGGGAACAACUUCUGCACCUCAGCAAAGAAUGCAUUCUUCCUGCUCAUGAGAAAUAUCAUCCGGGUGGUUGUUCUGGACAAAGUCACGGAUUUCCUUCUGUUUCUUGGCAAGCUGCUCAUUGUUGGAGGAGUAGGCAUCCUUGGAUUUUUCUUCUUCACUAAUCGAAUAACGAUAUUGGAGGACAAGGCACCAACUCUAAAUUAUUACUGGCUUCCACUGCUGACUCUGAUUAUUGGCUCUUACCUCGUUGCACAUGGGUUCUUUGGUGUCUAUGCCAUGUGUGUGGACACUCUGUUCCUCUGUUUCUUGGAAGACCUGGAGAGGAAUGAUGGUUCGACUGAGAGACCCUAUUUCAUGUCCAAAAAGCUCCUGAAGGUGCUGAAGAAGGAAAAUGAAUGAGAACUGCUGAGUGCAGCUUGCAACUUGGGACAUACGUGUACUCAAAAACAUGGUGCCUCCUUAGAUCAUCCUAAUCACUAACUGAGCAUGGAGCUAGAUGCCUGAACACAGAGUAUAUUCCAAGCUCUAUGCUUGGCUUACUCUCACCAUUUGUGGAUGUUCCUCUCUGUGAGAUCUCUGUCUGCAUUACAGUGGUAUUGAGCUGUGCCAAAACACAUGUUAUGGUUUGAGAUAAAUUUAGGACAUAAUCCACUGAGAGACAUUGUAUUUUUUUACAUAUAUUUGAAAAAAAGACCAUCCAUCUAGGAUUGUGCCAGGCAGGCCCUCACUUCACAUCUCCUGCUCUAAUUACUGUACAGUGACUGAGGAUAAAUUCAAAGGUAUUACUAACAAAUGUGGUUUUGCAUGACAGAUCUGACUGGUUUUAAUAAACUCCACAACUCUAUUUUAAAUGUUGGCACAUUAUUGUCAGGCUCUAUUGCUGUGCUUAGCAUGUGUGCUAUUAAUAGACUAUGAAAUGUACAUAUUAAGGAAUGUUAAACACCUGUAAAUCUACAUGUAAUAAAUUUUCUUUCCUUUUAUCUUUAUCCUUCACCUCCUCUACCCAAAUGGUGUUCACUGUGGGGCAGGUUCCAGGGUGCUAAGCACCCUCCUACCAAUCUUUAUUAAACUGUUUUAAAAUAUUCUUGAUAGGCAUCUGAUUUUACACCUGAGAUUAGUGUAAUUAAUGCCCUAUUCACUUAAGUGAUGAGUAAAUGAAAUGUUAAACUUCCAGAUCUUUGAAACAAAAGGGUUAUAUUAUUGGUCAUUUAGAAGCCUGAACUGUUGGUUCAGAAACUUUGAUUCAGAUCCCACCAUGACAGCUGGGAAUUUAAAUUCAGUUAAUUAAAUAAUCCAGAGUUUAGCAUCAGUAAUAAUAACAAUGGAACCACUACAUUAGUAAGGACCCAAUUGGUUCAUUGCUCUCUAAUGAUAGAAAUUAGCUGAUCCUAUCUAGUCUGGUCUCUGUUGCUCCAAACAUUCUAAUGUUGUUGACUCUUAAGAGCUCCGCAAAAUAGCCUCCGAAACUCAGUUGUAUAAAAUUGCAGUGGGAAUGUGCAAGUAUCAUCGGUACACAGACUUUGAGGGUUCAUUAAGACGAUUUACCACCAUCAUGCCAAGGGCAGUUAGGAAUGUACAAUAAACGGUGGACUUGCCGACAACAUUGACACCUUGUAAGUUAAUUUAAAAAGAUGUGUUUAGAUGGUGCUGUACAGGGGAGACCCUCAAGCUGCCUUGGGCUGUUAGGGAUGUUUUAAUCCUGUGCUUUAUACGCACUGUCACAGACACAUUUAUAAAAAGAAUAUGCUGGUCAUCCUGCUACGUGGUUUAUUAAUAAGUCCUAUAUCACAUGAAGCUUGAGCCUGGGCAACAGAAUCCUGUUUUUGUAUGUUGAUGUUGAAACUAAAGCAUUGACUUUUUUAAAAUGACUAAUACUUUUGACAGUCUUGUUAAAUUCAAGUAUACCUCACUCAAUGAGGAAAGCCUUGGCCUUGUAUAGAAGCAGCUCCUAUCUUUUAUUUAAGAUUUCAAAAGGUGGUUAUUUUAAGAAAUGACCUAUAUGAUUUUUCUGUGUAAAUGAGACUGCAUUGACCUGAUUUUGAGAGAAUAUAUCUACACUUACUUGCCUGUACAUAUAAAACGUGAUGUACAGCCAAUUAUGCACUUGCAUGCCCACAUUAUCAGCCAAUAAAUAAAUUGUACUCUUCCUUUUGUA